UAAGAAAGUGGGCUGUUCAGUGGUUCAUAUUUGGCUUCACUUUGGCGGAGGUCUCUCUUUCUCGACGUCCUCUGGAGCCGGCCGGACGCUGAAGUUCCCCUACCUGCGCAGAACACGUCGCCUGCACACUCGUGGUCGUCGACGUCGCAGUGCACUGAAGUCUACGCACUGCGCCAAGUUCACUGGAAACGGUCAACGGACAGAGAGAAACCUCACCAAAGAUUGAUUUCAUCAGCUGAAAUGCCUUUAAGGGGAAUCCGAUUUGCCCAGCUUCUACCAAUCUUCUGCGCACUCUGCCAGCUCACCACAGCCUUCCCAGCCACCCACUAUGCCCAAGACCACGGCCCCAAGCUCCAGGUAGACAUCCCCACCCCGGCGGUCUUCUCCGUCCCGCUGGGCAGCUCCAUUGCCAUCCCCUGCUCCAUAUCCACCACGACCUCCGACCCUUCCCCGUCCCCCGCCCUGCCCCCCCGGGUCAAGUGGACCCUGGUGGCGGGCGGCGUGGAGACGGAGAUCCUGGUGGCGCGGGGCGAGAGGGUGAAGGUCAACGAGGCGUACCGGGACCGGGCGGCGCUGCUCAACUACACGGCGUCCCCUCUGGACGACCUGACGCUGUGGCUGGGCGAGCUGCGCGCCAGCGACAGCGGCCACUACCGCUGCGAGGUCCAGCGCGGCCUGGAGGACGCCAGCGACUUCGUGGAGCUCAAGGUCAAAGGCGUUGUGUUCCACUACAGAGAGGCAUCUGGCCGCUACGCCUUCUCCUUCCAGCAGGCGCAGAGGGCAUGUGAGGACAUCGGAGCCCACAUGGCAACUCCAGACCAGCUGCUGGCUGCUUAUUAUGAUGGCUAUGAGCAGUGUGACGCCGGCUGGCUGGCCGACCAGUCCGUCAGGUAUCCCAUCCAGGUGCCUCGGGAAGGUUGCUUUGGGGACAUGGACGGAAAACCGGGAGUAAGGAACUAUGGGACCAUAGAUCCAAAGGACCUCUAUGAUGUGUACUGUUAUGUGGAGCAGAUUGAUGGGGAGGUGUUCCACGACCCUCUCCCCCAGGCCCUGUCCUACGAGGGGGCGCGGGCCUACUGCCAGCGGGCCGGGGCGGCGCUGGCCUCCACCGCCCAGCUGUACGCGGCCUGGAGCGACGGGCUGGACCGCUGCAGCCCCGGCUGGCUGGCCGACGGCAGCGUGCGCUACCCCAUCCUCACCCCCAGGGAGCGCUGCGGGGGACCCCAGGCCGGGGUGAAGACCCUGUAUCGCUUCACCAACCAGACAGGCUUCCCAGAGCGCUCUGUCCUCCACGACGCCUACUGCUUCCGAGCUCUCGGCGACGUGCAGACCGACUCUCCACCCGACUACGCGGCCACGGAGCCCGAGGACAUGGGCCAGGACGUGGUGGUCCUCCUGCGGCCCGUGGAGGAGCUGCAGCUCAAGCAGCAGUACGACCACAAGGAGCGAGAGGCUCAGAGCGCGCUGGAGUCCCUCCCCAUCUCCCCGGAGCCGACCGUCCAGGGGCGAUCCCUGGCACCGGGCGACGCCGAGACCACGCGCCUCCUCAACACCACCUCCCUGAAGGAGCUCCUCCCGCCCUUUUACAAGACAGGGAACGAUUCUACGACCACCACCACCGCCGCCGCCGCCACCUCGACACCGGUGCCUGCUACCGGCGCCACCGCAGACGAUACUGACCGUCCCCUUUGGUCCAGCACACUGUGGCCUGACGGCGAUAAUGUGACGGAUACCAGCCACAACGCCAGCAACGGCCUUUACCAAGCGGAGCUGGAGGAAACCGUCCAAUCGCUGGAGUACCCCGAGCCGUCGUACGAGCCUCACAGGCAUUACCAGCCGAUGCCAGAUGUCAAUCUGGAAGAGCAUCAGUCUCAGCUGUCAGAUGGCUCCAAGCAUUUCCAGCCGAUGCCCGAGACCAACUUGGACGUGGAGGAACGCUCGGAAGGUAACGACAGCAGUCCAGACGUCGACCAGAGGGAAGAGGCGGUAGCCUCCGUUGUCCCGUCCACGACCCUGGUGCUUGAUUUGAACCUGGAAGAGACCGAACGAACGACCGAAAGGCAGCAAGCGUCCUCAUCGAGCCGGCCCACAGGAGAGGUAGCAGGACGCGUGCUUCUGACCUCCACCGGGUCUCCGACCAGGGAGUCCACCUCCCUGUGGUUCCCCGACGAAGGGUCGGCCGAAGAUUCUCAAGAAAACGUCUCUGAUGGACAAAACACCAGUUCAAUGGCAUCAACCAUCGUGCCAGUAGCCUUCACCUCACCCGUCUCUUCGACUCACCUCGCCCCGUCCUCCGCCACAGUGGUGGUCACUCCAACUGACCUCCCAUCUGAAGGCCCAGGAGCAACCCUCUUGUCUCCUCCGGAGGUCUCUGAGGCCGGGCUCCCUCAGGUGGUGUACUCCGCGGUCGUCAACCCCUGGGAGAUCUCAACCAGUCAGGAAGGCAGCGGGAGCUCAGAAUACGACGAUCUGAUGGGGGCCACCUCCGCCUCCAACACCAUCAAUGCGACCACCACCACCACCACCACCGCCAGCACCAAUGCAACCACCACCAAUGCGACCAGCACCAUUGCGACCACCACCAAUGCGACCACCACCAAUGCGACCAGCACCAUUGCGACCACCACCAAUGCGACCACCACCAAUGCGACCAGCACCAUUGCGACCACCACCAUUGCGACCACCACCAAUGCGACCACCACCAAUGCGACCACCACCAAUGCGACCACCACCAAUGCGACCACCACCACAACCACCACCUCCACCUCCAACACCACCAAUAUAGUCAUCACAGCCACCGCCCCCACCACCACCACAACACAGGAGGCGCAUCCCACCGGAGCGGUGUCGUCUGUGGGCAGCACCGUCCACGAAACAGCCGUGAGUUCCACUGAGACUCCAGAGAGGAAGGUCAACGGCGCCCGACAGACCGCCGGCCCCACUGCAGCGGUCCCCCGCGGGGAGGCCGGGGCCGACCCGACGUCGGCCUUCACAGGGGCCCCCACAGCGGGACCCCGGGCCGCACUCCGGGAGCUCGGGUCCACCUCCACACCGAGCGACACCUCCCCGGAGGACGAAGAGCUGGCCGGCUUCCCCAUCAACACCCAGAGCCCCGGCAGGACUCUCCCCCAGGCCACCUCCACGGCGCAGGAGUCCCCGCUGGCCCCCGAACACAGCAGGGAGGCGCCCUCUCUCUUCUCCGUGGUGACCCGAAAGGUCCCCGGGGACGGCGAGCAGUUCAGCAUGUGGUCGAACACGCGGAGCCCCGUGGCGUCGACGCCGGCCAAGGUUUCCCGCAAGACCCCCGGGCCGUCGCCGCCAUCGCCGCAGACGACCACGUUUCUGCCCCCCGUGAACCAAGGGCGGGUUGACGAGCAGUUCAUGCUCACGCAGCCGCCCACACUGCUCAUCUUGCCCAAUGAGAGGGCUGCUGUGGGCAGCGCAGGGAACCCCUCAGAUGCAUGUCUGCUGGACCCCUGUCUCAACGGGGGGACGUGUGUGGAUCACAGCGGCCGCGUCCAGUGCCUCUGUCUGCCCAGCUAUGGAGGGGACUUCUGCCAAACCGACGUGCACCGGUGUGAGCCGGGCUGGGAUAAGUUCCAGGGCUUCUGCUACCGCCACUACGGCCAGCGUCUGAGCUGGGAGGUGGCCGAGCUGCACUGCCGCAUGGCCGGGGCCCACCUGGUGUCCAUCAUGAGCCCCGAGGAGCAGACCUUCCUCAACAGUAAAUACGAAGAGUACCAAUGGACCGGGUUGAAUGACAAGACCAUCGAAGGAGACUUCCGCUGGUCUGAUGGAAACCCCCUGCUCUAUGACAACUGGCACAGAGGGCAGCCAGAUAGCUACUUCCUGUCCGGGGAAGACUGUGUGGUGAUGAUGUGGCACAAUGGUGGACGAUGGAGCGACGUGCCGUGUAACUAUCACCUGGCAUACACUUGCAAGAAAGGCACCACGCUGUGCGGCCCACCGCCUAAAGUGAAGAACGCCUCCAUUUAUGGACGAGUGGUGCAGAGGUACCAGACGGGGGCGUCCGUGCGCUACCACUGCGCCGAAGGCUUCCGGCAGAGGAGAUACCCCCUGGUCAGCUGCCUGUCAGGGGGCGUGUGGGAGGAGCCUCGGAUCCAAUGUGUCCCAGUCGGUGGGAGGAUGUUGGAGGCAGCGGGUCACAUCUAUUCAUCCACCGGAGUGAUGUUCGCGGCUGUCCAAGACGAUGUUGACGAUGAAGCCACAACGACAGAGGCGUCGCCACAGUAUUGGGACAUCAAGUUUUAAACCGACAACUGCUUUAGAGCCCAUCUUUUUGAUUGUGCAUUGACAUAUGCUAUAAUGACGCUUCCAAACAAAACAUAAGCAGUAAGCAGUUAGACCACCGUUUUGUAAUGCUGAGACAUGUUGUUCUUAACUGAAAAAAAAAAAGGAGCUGGGUUUUUUAUACUUUCUACUGAUUUCUACUUUGUGAAAUUGGAUACACCCAUCCAAGGAAACCCUGCUGUGUCCAAAGCAAUAAGAUGAUGUUGCACCUAGUGCCCUUCGCCACUAGAUGGUACUAUUGCGCCAUAGAACCCUUGUACGUCUACUGAAUAAUUUGGUUGAUCGUGUUGAAUUAGAAAUAUUUUCAAACCGAUGAAUUUAAAGGUGGAUUUAGAGUAGGCUAUUAUUCAAAACAGAAAACAAAAUGUACAACCUGUAGACCUAUUAUGUUUUUAUAUUCAGCCGAUGGUUCUUAGCUAGACACGCAUAAGAAACACAACAAAUCAAAACCGUCAAUACUUUUCCUAUCAUUUGUUGUGGGGAACCAUUGCCGACACAGCUUUGUCCAUCAACUUUAUGUUAUAAUAAAGUUCUGUAGGACAGCGCGGUGAUUAAAAUACAUUUCUUAAACCAUAA
Molecule: messenger RNA, 4887 nt
Organism: Gadus morhua (Atlantic cod)
Lineage: Eukaryota; Metazoa; Chordata; Actinopteri; Gadiformes; Gadidae
Product: brevican core protein
Exons: 14
Coding region: 241-4272 (1343 amino acids)
Biological process (GO): cell adhesion; skeletal system development; glial cell differentiation
Cellular component (GO): synapse; perineuronal net
Molecular function (GO): hyaluronic acid binding
Source: RefSeq, a predicted model, not a curated record